This is a messenger RNA of Eleginops maclovinus (Patagonian blennie), 2048 nucleotides long. RefSeq lists its product as uncharacterized. The transcript has a single exon. Lineage: Eukaryota; Metazoa; Chordata; Actinopteri; Perciformes; Eleginopidae. The record is from RefSeq and is a predicted model, not a curated record. The coding region runs from base 218 to 1099 and encodes 293 amino acids. Gene Ontology annotation, molecular function: protein binding.
GCUGUUGGCAGGAGCGUGCAGGAAUGUGUGUGUCUCAUUGUGAGUGAAAUGACUUCAGGACAUCUCUGCAGGCGUGUCCUCAGUCAGUGCUAUGUCAGUAAACAUGUUAUGAGUGUGUGUUCUGUUCCUGGAACUCAAAGCUCUUGAAUGGCUCCAGAGCGAAGAAGGACGCUGUCUGCUGGCUAACCCGUUGAGGACAUAUGUUACCCGGGUCGCCAUGGCCUCUGUAACUGUCACCUCGGCGGCUCAGAGCCCCGGGAAGAACUGCAAGUCCUUCUCGCUGCUCUUCUACCGGGCUGUGCGGGACCUGAAGCCGGUGUGGAUGCUGGAAGAAAUACGGACGAUGCAGACCUUUUACCAGGAGGACGCCAGCCAGAGGACUUAUACCACUUCGGAGGCGUUGCUAUACGCUAUAGUUCACGACCACCAGGCGUACGCCAAAUACCUGCUCAGCCGGUACACUGACCAAGCGCUAGCUAAGCCCGGGGAGCGCUUCUGCUGCUGUCCGUCCUCUGCCCCGCACCUGGCCAUGGCUGUCCGCUACGACAGGCGCUACAUUCUCGGCCUCAUCUUACAGGAGACACACCGGAUACCCAGCGCUACAGCCUACACAGACAGAGACGGGUGUUUUCACAUGGAGGACGGUAGGACCCCUUUACAUCUGGCCUGCGAGCUCCUGCGGCCGGAGGCGGUCAUCAUGCUGCUGGGGAACGGAGCGGCCCCUCAAGCCCCGGACCACAACGGCCUGACCCCGCUGGAUGUCAUUCUGGAGAAACUCAGGGAGGGUAAGGAGGCGAGCUGCGGGGAGGGGAGGCAGUGUCUGGACAACCUGCUCAUGUUCAUACCAAAGGUGCACUUUAAGAUGCAGGGGGCUCUGAGCAGAGAGGCGGAACGAUGGAGCGAGGUUCUGGGGGAGGAGACACUCGGCUAUCUGUCCGGAAGAAGCCCGGCACCGCUGCUGCUCACCGCCAUGCAGACUAUUCUGAGGCAGCUCAGCCCGUCCACAUUCCCGGACAGCCUGCACCAGCUACCCAUCCCGUCCUCCCUCAAACCCCCGGGCCUGCCUGAGGGCCAGUUGGACAACAAGAGGGAUAUGUAGCAUCAGUGUGACAUGAUGCAUGCUCCUUCACUGUUCUAUAGCAUGAUGCGUGAGAGUGUAUGUUUGAAGCCUGCAGUGACUCAGAUCUUGUACUUAAGUAAAAAUAUCAAAGUGUCGAAAUUCUGUUACAAGCAAAAAGCCUCCUUCAAAAUGUUAUUCAAGUAGAAAAGUAUUCUCAUCAAAAUGUACUUAAAGUAGCAACAGUAAAAGUAGUCAUUGUUAGAUUGGUCCAUUUCAGAAUAAUACCUCUGAUAUGUUUUAUAAUUAUUGAUCAUUAAAGUGUUCUCAGAGCUGGUAAAGGUGCAGCUAGUUUUAAUGGCUUUGUAUGCUGCAGGGUAGCUGCUGGAUUUACUCCAGGUUUAACUAUACUCAUAUUAAAGUGUUGAAUAUAAUUGAAAUAAUUAUAUAUCAAAAUAUGUAACUUAAGGUAUUAAUUAAAUGUAGUGGAGUAAAAGUACACAAUAUACCUCUGAAUAAGUAAAAAGUAGCAAUUGAAAUACUCAACUCAAAGUACAAGUACCUCAAAAUUGGUAAGUACAGUACAUGAGUAAAUCUAGUUACUUUUCACCCUGCCUGUAUGUGCAUGAAGCAGUCAUUAUAUGGCUGGAAAGAUUACACUAAAAGGGGGCAAUUAAAUGAAUGUUAUCUAAAAAAGGACUUUUACCCACUGAUUGAGGUUGACUGUGGGAAACCAGGAAACAAACAGCCAUAUUCCUUUUACACUGAUCCAGGCAUUAUUAUGCAUUCUAACCUCAUUAUGAAGUGUUAGCUGCAAAUACUACUGCUACUGAAGCCACUGAGCAGACCAACACUGAACACAGUCUACAGGUACUGUUGGUUUUAAUUUAUUUAAACAGCAAUGGGAUCUUAUAGAUCAUUUGAAAAAAGACAUGUGUCUUAUAAACUGUUUGGAUGACUGCUUUUUUUUAAUAAAUAGGAAUCCAAGUGA